CGGUAAUUUAAUACUGACACCAAGUUCUUAAAAUUUCAAGUUUCAUAUUGAGCUAGAAAUGACUUCAGACUUAAACAUUAUGUCUCAGAUAGUAGAUCUUAUACAUAAAGGAGAUAAUGAAGAGAUACAAAAACUGCUUAAACUCUAUGAUAAAGAUCCUGGUGGUUAUCUACAAACAAUGAAUGAAUGUGAUGAAAUGCAAAAAUCUGCUAUUGAAUUAUUUACAAUACUUGACUAUCGAAAUAUAGUUGAAAAAGCAAUAAGUAAUGGUUAUAAUGAAUUACAUGUGAAUAGAAGAAAUGGUUAUAAUCUAGCUCAUUAUGCAGCAAUGUGGAAUCGUGCAGAUUUACUCAAGUAUCUUUAUUUCGCUGGUGUAGAUAUGUAUAGUAAAAAUAUCUAUGGUGAAACAGCUCAUAAAUUAGCUGAGAAAUAUGAACAAAAAGAAGCUAUGCAUAUUUUAGAAUGGAUAGAAUGUCGUGAUCAGUUUCUUACAUUGAUUCGUUUAGUUCGCGAAAUUUUAGCAACUGCUGAUAAGAAUGUUUAUACAAGAGAGGAAAGAAAAAUUGCAGAUGCUGCUUGUCUUGAUGGUGAAUCAUGGGUGAAUAAAAAUAAAGAAGCUACUCUUAGUAUGCUAAAAACAAAGAAAGAACAAAUUGAGUUAAUUGUAGAACCAUUUUUUACAAAAUGAACACCUAUAAUAUAAUUUACUCCAUUUAUAUGUUUAUUUUAAUUACUUAAACAACUAUUGCUAGUAAUAUAGCAUAUACAUUUAUAUCAUUA
This is a messenger RNA of Heterobilharzia americana, 780 nucleotides long. NCBI's taxonomy places the organism in Eukaryota, Metazoa, Platyhelminthes, Trematoda, Strigeidida, Schistosomatidae. The record is from the annotation of a GenBank genome assembly.